AUGUCGGACUCAACACCAGGCUCCCCGGACCGUGGUCCGGCCGUAUUUGCCGUGACCACAGCGACUCUAUGUCUGGCGACGCUGUUUGUGGCUGCCCGCCUGGUGACCCGGGUCGGCAUCGUUCGGCGCACGCGGGCCUGCGACCACAUGAUGACCCUGGCCUGGCUGAUUGCCGUGUUUCUGAGCACCAGCGUUAUUCUGGCCGCAAAGCGUGGGCUGGGCAGGCAUGAGAGGGACAUUGACCCGGAUAAGAGAAGUGGGUUGAGGAGGUGUGAAUACGUAUUUUCUGUUCUCUAUAACCCGGUCCUCAUGGCAACCAAAACGUCAAUUCUCCUGUUUUAUCUCAGGUUGUCCAAGCAGACGCAAAGGACACUCCGCCUGGCGUCAUGGGCGACGAUGGGAGUGGUCAACGUCGCGGGCACUGUCCUGACGUUCAUCAACAUCUUCCAGUGCCAACCUGUCCGCGCAGCCUGGGACAUCACGGUCCAACGGCAGAGAUGCAUUCCGUUGCUAACCGAGUUCAUCUGCUCGGCCCCGGUCAACGUCGUGACCGACCUUGCCAUCCUCGCCCUGCCGAUCCCCGUGCUCACGAGCAUGCGGCUGCCGCCGAGACAAAAAACCAUCCUGGUUGCGACGUUUGCUCUCGGCAUCUUUGUGACUGUCGUCGACGUGAUCCGUAUCUACUACCUCCAGCAGGCCAUCGACCGUGCUCCGACGGCCAGGUACGGCCAGAGCGACGACUUUUCGUGGAACGCCUCGCUCGCGCUGAUGUGGUCGGCCGUUGAGGUCAACGUCGGCAUCAUCUGCGCGUGUAUCCCUACACUCAAGCCGCUGUUCAUCCGCAUUCUCCCGGUCAUGCUCGUCGACGGCCGCGGCGCACAAGGGAGUAGUAGCACACUUGUCGGCGGCAGCAGCGGCAGGAAGGCCUCCAUCCCAGCCCCUUUACUGUUACCUACACCCCCUACCUCCGCCGAAUCCAUCUCGCCUGGAUCCGACAACCUGAACAACAGCAAUGAAGCCGACGACGACGAGAUCUCCAUCCGCGACUUCCUCUCCAACGCCGUCCCAGCUCCAGUCCCACCUCCACGCCCAUAUCACCAACAUCCGUCCAUGACCACGAUCACCACCACUAUACGCCGAGGCCCGAGGCAACUGACAUCAAGAACAACAAGGUCAAAAAGAAACCUCCAGUUCAUAUCCCUCCCCGCAACCUCCAAAUCCCUCCUCACUCUCUCCGCAAAAGAAAGCCUGCUCUACAGCGCCAUGGUGUCCUCUACCCUGUUCUUCCUCUGGGGGUUCUCGUACGGCCUGCUCAACUCCAUCAACAACGCCGCUGCCGCCGUCACGGGUAUGUCGGAGGCUCAGACGCUAGGCUUGACGGCCGUGUACUUUGGCGGGGGAUACCUUGCGGGGCCGGGGGCUGUUUUUGGAAAAGACAGGCCGUCGUCCAAACGCCGCGGUUGGAGGAUAGAGCGAAGAAGAAGCGGUUUGGACGUGUCGUCGGUUGGCUGGUUCAAGGGGACCUUCAUCGCCGGCGUGCUGGUCUACGGAAUCGGGACGAUUAUGAUCUGGCCCGGGGCGGUCGUCGGUGCCUACGGCGGGUUUGUGGCGAGUAGUUUCGUCAUCGGGUUGGGCCUGGCCGUGCUCGAGACUGCCGCCAACCCCUUUUUGGUGCUGUGCGGCCCGCCCUCCUAUGCCGAUGCCCGGUUGCUGCUGGCCCAGGGCGUCCAGGCCGUGGGGAGCGUGUUGAGCGGCGUGCUGGCCGACCGCGUCUUCUUUGAGGGGCUGCUGCUGCACGAGAACAGCGGCGGCGGCGGCUCAACGACGACACUGAUCAAUGUCCAGUGGACCUAUCUCGCCAUCACGCUGCUCGCGGCGCUGCUGGCCCUCUUCUUCUACUACAUACCGCUGCCCGAGGCGAGCGACGCCGAUUUGGCCGAGGCGGCAGCGCGCCUUCCCGUCGACUCCAAACAGAGAUCCGUCGGGGGCAUCCCGCUGCGGACAUGGGCGCUCGCGCUGGCGGUGUUUUCCCAGUGGUGCUACGUCUCGGCGCAGGAGACCAUGUCGCUCUUCUCUGAGCACCUGCUCACCUCGUUCGCCUCAGAAGACCCCAUGACCGGUCCCUCCUCCACCACAACCACCACCGCCGCCAGCACCCACCAACACCAUCACUUCCUGAACCUAACCCUCUCCCUCCCCAACACCCUCCUCCUCUCCCACGCGCUUUUCGCUUUCUCCCGCUUCCUAGCCGGAUCAAUAUCCCUCCUCUCCGCCAAAACCAAACUUACCAAUAAAUCACACCACCCCAUCUCCCUCCUCCUCCUCCGCCUCCUCCCCACCCCACGAACCCUCCUAACCCUCUCCAUAACCCUCUCCACCACUUCCGCCCUAACCCUCGUCCUCCUCCUUCUCCUCUCCCCUUCUUCAAAGUCAAAUUCAACCAACAUGAAUACCAACCCCCACCUCACCUCGAUCCCCCCCCUCCUCCUCUUCCCCUUCUUCUCCGCCCCAAUCUGGCCUCUGCUUUUCAGCCUGGGCCUGCGCGGGCAAGGCUCCAACACCAAAUCCGCCGCUGCGUGGAUCACGGCAGGCGGGUGCGGGCCUGGCGCGUGGGUUUUUGUGUCGUACGCUAUUAUCCAUCAUCAUCCGAGUCAAAAUAAUGUGCAGGUUGGGAUGGUUGUUGUUUUCGUCGUUGUUUCUGUGCUCACGGCUGUGGCGGGGGUGUUUCCUGCGUUUUUGGGGGUUGUGAAGCCGGCGAGGAAGUUGGUGGAUGCUUAUACUUCUGUGUCUGUGUCGGAGGGCGGCAACAUUGAAGGUGGGACGAGAGAAGAGGGAAGUGAUGUGGAGGGUCGGGUCGGUCGAAAGGAUGGGGGAGAAGGGGGUUUGUUGGCCCAGCGCCUACGGCCGAGUCGGCCUGGCGGUGUGAGGUCGUUGUCGGGGUAUCUUAACUCGAAUUGGACGACGGCCUCAUCGGAUCAGCAGGAGGCACAGUUACCACAGCGGGCGCCCUGGGAGAACGAAGUCCUGGAUACGAGCAUGUUGCGGGAUCGAGCUUGAGCGUGAAUACCUAUGACACGGACUGGAAAGGGGUAGACUAAUGCGGAGAAAAGGGAGGCAUUAGGUUUCCAUGUCUUGGUGGC
Messenger RNA from Parathielavia appendiculata, 3140 nucleotides. RefSeq lists its product as uncharacterized. The coding region runs from base 1 to 3057 and encodes 1018 amino acids. The record is from RefSeq and is a predicted model, not a curated record. Lineage: Eukaryota; Fungi; Ascomycota; Sordariomycetes; Sordariales; Chaetomiaceae. The transcript has 3 exons.